AAAUACUUUUUUUAAAAGUAUAUAGAAUUGAUGAUUCCCAAUUAUUGUACCAUCUACCAUGCUAAACUUUCAAAGUGUACCUUGGCGAAUCAAGAUUUUUAUUUGGGACGGAGGUGUUACAACAUUUUAAUAUGGGAACCAGUUAGAAAUCAUUUAUAGCAAGUGUCAAAUAUUCUCUAAGAUUCAUACAACCACGGUUUGCUCCAGAAACUCAUUUCAAUUCAUUUUAUAGAUUCCAAUAUAUGCACGAGCUCGGGACGUAAAGCAUUUAUUAAACCUAAAGAAAGCAGGUGCAACAGAUGCUAUUCUUGAAAGCACAGAGUCAAGUUUACAACUUGGCUCCAAACUGUUGAAAGGGUUUGGUGUAAUGUCUGAUGAUGUAACCUUCCUGAGUCAAUUGGUCCGAGACUCUAUGGAGCUACAAGCCCAAGAAGCACUAGGUAAAACGGACGAUCAAGAUAAAGUUAUGAAGCCUUUGCAGGUAAGAGCAGGGGACUUGUUAGUGGCCGCAAGAGAACCAACCGCAUCUGAAGGCGAACAAUGGAAAAUGCAGGAGCUGACCGGUAAAAGUUUUGCCAUCUCAAGUUCUGAUCAGUUGACUGUUGACGGUGAAAACCAUUUAAAAGACCAUCUUGAAAGUGAAGCCAAGAAAGGUUUCCCCCUAAGUUCAGAAAAUAUCAACAGUGACAGUCAGUAGGUAGGUAGGUGGAAGCAUUUGGGGUUGCAAAGCAUUCAACUUAGAGAUACUAACUCCAAAACACAACAUUUUUUUAAAAGCCUAGCAGAGAAGAAAAGGCUGUCUAUUUUGUGGUCAUUGGUUCACUACCUGUAUAUAUUCAGUUUUGUGAUAGAAAAUGCUACUUUAACCCCAAAAAUGACACCAAGUUUGACACCCCACACAUAUUAGUGGUGUCAUCCGUGGUGUGAGUGUAGCAUGACCUGUUCUGUGAUAGAAUAUAUAAUUUUGAAACCUCUUUUGGUUGCAAAAUUAGUACUCCGUAACUUUGUGUGGUAUGUACACUCUGUAUAGAAUACAACUUUUAUUACAUGUAAUGUAAUGCAAUGAGAGCCUCUCUCACUCUACGAACGUUAGUUUUUUUUAAAUGUGGAAUUUAUUGAAUACAAUAUUGAGUUUAUU
Cuscuta campestris is the source of this 1138-nucleotide messenger RNA. The record is from the annotation of a GenBank genome assembly. Lineage: Eukaryota; Viridiplantae; Streptophyta; Magnoliopsida; Solanales; Convolvulaceae.